Molecule: messenger RNA, 8179 nt
Organism: Gadus morhua (Atlantic cod)
Lineage: Eukaryota; Metazoa; Chordata; Actinopteri; Gadiformes; Gadidae
Product: band 4.1-like protein 1
Exons: 27
Coding region: 479-4684 (1401 amino acids)
Biological process (GO): cortical actin cytoskeleton organization; actomyosin structure organization
Cellular component (GO): cytoskeleton; plasma membrane
Molecular function (GO): actin binding; structural molecule activity
Source: RefSeq, a predicted model, not a curated record
GCUUUGACAGGGGUUACGCAUUCCCUUGACCCGGGCACUGCGCGUCUCUCGUCCACCUCUCUGCGCCCGUCCCUCCCUCUUUCACUCUCCUCCUCCUCAUCCUCCUCCUCCUCGUCCUCCUCCUCCACCUCUUCCCUCUCACAAUCAGCUUCGGCUUGCCCCGGUACACCGACACACACUCCCUUUCUCCGCUCGAAUAUCCACAAAGCAGGGAAUAAGGAAGGAUCGUCGAAUUCCCUCUCUAUAGCCGGCGCGACACCAACUACCUGGAUGAUUGUUUGAUGUGAGGGGUUGCAGUGUGGCUCGUGAGGAAUCUUUGAACCAUGACUACUUGUGAGACGCUCAGACGACACCUCUGAAUGCGUCACCUGGUAGCAGUCCAUUGUUGUUGUGUUGGUGGUACUUUGCUACGGCAACAGCACCAGGCCCUGGAUUGGAUUGCGGGCGGGGAGUGUGACCAAUAGGAACAGUGGAGAACAUGCAGGACUCUGCCUCCAACAGCAAGAUGGCCAAUCAGGACCAGAACUCCAAGCAUGUGGACAACCACAGAGAAACAGACGACAUGUCGGACCUCACCUCGCCAAGCCGGAACCCCAAAUCUCCAACAAAGGGCUCCAAGCGCCACAAGAUGUCUCCUUUCAAAGUGACCCUGCUGGACUCCUCGGUGUACGAAGGGGAGAUCGAGAAACACUCCAGAGCACAGGGCCUGAUGGACAUGGUGUGUGAACACCUUAACCUGCUGGAGAAGGAUUACUUUGGCCUCAGCUAUUUAGACGCGGACACACAGAAGAACUGGCUGGACCCCUCCAAAGAGAUCAAGAAGCAGAUGCGUAACACCCUGUGGCACUUCGCCUUUUCAGUCAAAUUCUACCCCCCAGAUCCCUCCCAGCUGACCGAGGACAUAACCAGGUACUACCUGUGUCUGCAGCUGAGGGACGACAUGCUGUCGGGCAGGCUGCCCUGCUCCUUCGUCACCCACGCCCUGCUGGGCUCGUACGCCGUGCAGGCCGAGCUGGGCGACUACGACCUCGACGAGCACGGCUCCGACUACGUCAGCGACUUCCACUUCGCGCCCAACCAAACCCGCGAGCUGGAGGAGCGGGUGAUGGAGCUCCACCGCAACUACAAGGGCAUGACUCCAGCGGAGGCUGAAAUAAACUUCCUGGAGAACGCUAAGAAGCUGUCCAUGUACGGGGUGGAUCUCCACCACGCCAAGGAUUCAGAAGGGAUUGACAUCAUGCUUGGUGUCUGUGCAAACGGGCUGCUGAUCUACCGAGAUAGGCUGAGGAUCAACCGCUUCGCCUGGCCCAAGAUCCUUAAAAUCUCCUAUAAAAGGAGCAACUUCUACAUCAAGAUCAGGCCGGGAGAGUAUGAACAGUUUGAAAGCACCAUUGGUUUUAAGCUCCCAAACCACAGAGCUGCUAAGAAGCUGUGGAAGGUCUGCAUUGAGCACCACACCUUCUUCAGGCUGGUGUCUCCAGAGCCCCCUCCCAAGGGCUUCCUGGUGAUGGGCUCCAAGUUCCGCUACAGUGGUCGAACCCAGGCACAGACCCGGCAGGCCAGUGCCCUCAUAGAUCGCCCCGCCCCUCACUUCGAUCGCUCCACCAGCAAGCGGUACCUGCUGUCACGGAGCCUGGACGGAGAGUUCUCCCGGCCGGUGUCGUCCAUGUGUGAGAACCACGAGGGCCUGUCCCACCGCAGCGUCAGCGAGCACCGGCGCCUCCACAGCCCCUCGGUGGAGGAGCAGGAGACGGAGAUGGAGCCCAGUCUGGACCAGGACCAGGACGAGGAGGAGCAGGAGCCCGCCUCCCUGGAGCACGACCACGACACGGGCGGCGAGCACACGCCCAGCAGGAAGAGGGAGAUCAAGGAUGAGGCUGACUCACCAGUUGACAAUAAACAGGAGCUGUCUCAGUUGGACCAGGAGGUCACCCCAAGACACAAACAGGAGUUCCUGGACAAGUCGGAGGACGUGUUGCUGAAGCACCAGGCCAGCAUCAACGAGCUGAAGCGGGCCCUAAGAGAGCCAAACAGCAAGCUGAUGGCCCGGGAGAAGCGGCUCUCCGAGACCUCCUCGCACGGAGGCACGCCGGAGCGCAAGGCACCGGUCGGCCAAGCUGGAGGAAAGGCCCCUGCAGACUUACCGUCUGACGAGGGUUUCGUCCUGAGGACACUAGUCACUUCACCUGAGGGCACUGAGGAGUGGGUUUUGGUUGAAAAGCAAGAUGCUUAUCAGGAAGACCCUGAGUGGAGCGCUGAGGGAAACGAGAAAGCUCCCACCUCACCUUCACUAACCGUCGACUCCGGGCGGGGGGCACACAGCGAACAAACAGAGCAAGAGCCAGAAUUCAGCGACAUAGAGACAGGCUGGGACGGGACGCAAGACGACAGCUCCGGGCUGAACAGCAGCAUUCAAGAAGAGAUUGCGUCCCUGCCGUCGUUGCCGAGACCCGGCGACACGGCGGCUCCUGAGCCGCGCCAGUCGAGCAGGGGGGGGGACAUCCCGCCGCGUUUGUCGCAGGAACCCGAGGCGUCUCGGGAGGAAGCUCCAGGCGAAACCUCUUUGGGUGCUUCCCGCCCUGAGGCCGAUGCCGGCUCAGCCCCGGGCGCAGGCGAAGGCGAAGGCGAGGGGAAGGGGCGCGGCUCGCCUCCUCCAGAGGAGGGAACUAGGAGCAGGCCUCAGAGCCUGAACCUGGGGACCCCCGGAGAGCUGGUGUACGACAAGGAGGGGGAAGGCUCUGACGGGGAGAACAGCUCGGGGGAGUCUGACGGUGAACACAAAUGGGAAACAAAAUUAGAACGGGUCAUACGCCCUGACGUGUAUCCGCCGACCGCGACGAAAGAGGAUGAGAAAGCGCCGGGAACCAAUCAAUCGGUCGGCAUGUUCGGAGACGGCAUACAAGUGGUGGACGUAUCGUCGGCGGAUGGCCAGAGUGACCUCCCAUCCAGGGGAACGGGAGAUUUAGUAGACAGAGCAGGUCAGGCUGAAGACAGAGAUAUGGACUUGGCCUCGGUCAACGGACCCGGGAGGGUGGGAUAUGAUUCACUCGCCGAGGCGAAGGACGCUGCCGUCCGUAACACCUCGUCACGGGGCAAGAGCCUAAUCGACAGCAAGGAGCUGGCAGAGGUGAAGCUGCGCCAGGUCAGGACCCACGAGCGGAAGAUCAGCAGCUCCGGCGGAGAGGAUAUGGAGGGGCUCCUCGGGGACAAGGUUCAGAGGAGGUCCCUCCAUCGGCUGUCGGGAAGCCAGCAGCAGCAGUCGGAAAUCACCAGGAUCGUUCCCCUGAAGCCGGAGAGGUCUAAGAGUGUGGCGGGUAAGGACGAGGGCGACAGGGUGGGUCCGGGGGAGUCCCUGCGGGUCGCCAGAACAGAGUACCGCUGGUCCGUCGGAGCGCCCGAAGGGUCCUCGGACCUCCACUGGGCCGACUCCUCCGCCUUCCAGUCUGCCGCCUUUGGCGAAGACCUCGAGGGCGGGGUCAAAUCGGAGACGUACUCGGGGCGGUUUGACGAGAGCUGCCACGCGGCGAGAGUGGAGACCGCGGGUAGCCACCUGUUCAACAUAAAGGGCUCAGUGUUUGGCAAAAUGGCGCCGCCGGCCCCGCCGGUGAAAACGAAGAAGGCAAAGGAGUCCGGGCUGAUUCUGCGCAACAGCCGCAACGCCACCAGGGAGCCGUGCCUGGACGCGGCCAAGAAGCGACACUCGGAACCUGUCUCCUCGCCUGGAAUUUACGAUCAGCCUUUUGCCGACAUUAAGAGGGAGCUAGGGGAUAAGAGUGCUGCCCUGACCCACGAUGAAGACCUGGAGCGGGACACACUGGCCUCGAUGCGGGAGUCCCAGCUCAGCAUCGAGCGCAAGUGCUCCAGCAUGACGGUCAGCUCCACCUCCAGCCUGGAGGCCGAGGUGGACUUCACCGUGCUCACGGACCUCCACUCGGGCGCGGAGGACAUUGCCCGGGGCAUGUCUCACGCGCUGGGGCCCGAGCACCAGCAGCUGCCCGAGGUGGGGCGGCCGGACUUUGAGGAGAACUCCCGCUUCUACUCGGCACGGCUCAUGGGCUCCCACGACCGGUCCCCCGUGGAGGAGAAACCCCAGGAGGGGCGCUCACACCACCAUGAGCCCCCUGUGGCUAGGAAAGAUGCCAGCGCCAUCAACAUGGCCCACAUGUUGAGACAGGCCGACUCCAAGACGGACCCCCACACCAAUGGCUCGGAGACCCCCUCCCACGCAACACACGUCUCGCCUCAGCAAACAGAGGAUGACGUCAACUGUAUGGAGACAAUGGUCUCCUGCACUGACGCAGCAUCACCACCAGAGGGAGACAUGAAGUCCAGAACUGCCAGCCGCAAGGAGGCCCCUGUAAUCUUAAAACAAAAUGGCUCCCCGGUAAAAGAAGGACCGCUGGGCAGAGAGGCCAUCGUUUCUCCUCUGACCGUCACCGCCGACAACGUGACCUCGGCGACCACCACUCAAGUUACCAAGACGGUGAAAGGAGGCUACUCUGAGACCAGAAUCGAGAAGAGGAUCAUUAUAACCGGAGACGAUGAUGUAGACCAACAUCAGGCUCUGGCCAUGGCCAUUCAGGAGGCUAAGCAGCAGCAUCCAGACAUGUUGGUAACCAAGGCGGUGGUGAUCAGGGAAACUGAGUCCCCCACCGAGGACAUCAAGAGGAGCGCAGAGUCCUGAUCCCUUGCGGGCGGUGCCCGGACGCCCGUCCCAGGGGCCGUAAAUGGACCCCUGGAACUGGACCCCAGCAGAUGGUCCUACUCCGUCCCCACCUCCUCCAUAGCAGUCGUCCUCCGUCCUUUGGCCACAUUAACUCUGAAAUGGAUUCUGGGCCGGCCAACCCACCCACCUGCCCAUCCCACCAACCCCCGCCCCCAACCACCCAAACACCCCUGUGCCACGGAUCACAGUGGUACCGCUCUCUCUCGCCUCUUCCACCCUUUUUUUUACCUGCUGAGUUGUAGAGCGCAGACAUUUUGUCAUGACUGACAGCUGUUAUUGUUUAUACAUAACCUGACUCUGAAUAGCUUGUAUUGGAAGUCGAUGGGUUGCUACAGGUAUGACUCCGCCGUCAGAAACUCACACACACACUCGCACUCACGCACACAGACACACACACACAAACACACAAAAACACACACACACACGCACACGCGCACACACACACACACACACACACACACACACACACACACACACACACACACACACACACACACACACACAAACACACACACACACACACACACACACACACACACACACACACACACACACAAAUACUAUUUUUCUCCUGUGUGCCAUGGUAUUGGAUUCCUCAAGUUGACAUGACAUCGUAAGUGAAAUAUGUUUAUCCGACCAGACCUAGUCAAUAGGCAGAGCUGAGGCGAAUGAGAAGGACGCGGUGUUACAGGGUGUGGGCGUGGACAAACGGAGAGCAAUGCUUGCCGUCUGCAUCGGUUUGACCCCCUCAAGUAUAUAUUAGCAACUGCUGUCCUUAUAGCUUUUUACAUUUUUAACAAUUAUAGAGGAUGAUAAUUUAUGUCGGUGUUUGCUUCUUUAUGAAACGUGUAUCAUAUUAGACAAAAUAAUUAUAAUCUGCAUGUCACAACAAUAGCCAAGGGAAUGAAAAAUUAACCACGGACAUGUCUAGAUGAACCACAGAAAAAGCGCUGAGAACAUUGUGGAGUGGGCAUCCUCCCGACCCCUUGUGUAGCAGAAGCAGACUCCCCCACCUUUGAUAUGAAUAGCAGGUCCUGAUCGACGCUAUAGCAAAUUGCUGAGAAAGACUGUUGAAGACAACACCCAGACCACUCUGUGGGAGUCUGCGGUGGACAGAAUACUGCUUGCCCCCUCCUCCUUUACCGUUUAAUUUCAACGAUCUGACCGGUUGUGAACGAAAAAUGCCAGUGGCGUGUGCUGAAUGGAUUUUUUUUUUUAUAUAUAUGAUUUACAUUUAAAAUAAUAGAGAAAGUUUAUAUAAUAUAAUGUUUCAUCUCAUAUGUUUGAGAAGCGUGGUGAUAUGUUUAUUUUAUUAUUUUCUUUGCCAUCAUGAAUGCGGUGAUGAAUUGCUGUCAUCUUGGGCUGCGGGAGUUUUUAAGUGUGAUAUUGACCAAUGAAUGCAGACCGGAGGAAGUCCGUGGUGUGUUGAGUGUUUUGGUCCUGGCUGUCCUCUCUACAACAGAACCCCAAGUCACUCAAGGCGAAGAGGAAGAAGAGCUGCCAACUCGUCCCAGGCGGCAGACAGCAGCAGUGCAGCUUGAGUGUUCAUCGCUGUGCUACAAAGGCCUCGCUUAAACUCUAUAAAAAAACUCUCCCAAUGAAAUCAACACAAUGUUGUCCGUCACAGUUUUGGCGAGUUGCUAAUGCUGAUGGAUAAUAUAUGGAUAAUUUAAGCAUUGCUCUGUUGCCCAUGAUGACAGGAUUGUACAAUGGACAUUGUGUUUUGUUUUGAUUGGAUUUUUUGGUUUGAUAGAAGUUAUGGUGGUUAUGGUGUAUACAGUUGUAAUAUGUAUUUAUAAAUGGUGAGUGUGGAGCCCAUUCUAUCCCAUUCCUCUUUUCCUUCAUUGUUUUUUCGUGCUUAUGUUUGUUACUUCCCAACAGGCAAAGCCUGAAUUCGUAGUGUGACCUACGCAAAAGCCCCAUCUUACUCCAUAGCCACUUAAGGUAGAGGUUGUAAACAAAAGAAAGAAAAAAAACUUCUGGAGAACCUUUAAUACGAAACUAUGCAUUGCUCAUCUCAAUUAUUAUUAUCUACAUAUAUAUAUAAAAAAACUGAAUGCUCGCUCAGCAGAGUUGCUCUAUCAUUGUCCCUUGUCAUUCCAAGCAGUGAAUUACACUGCUUGUAAAAAUACGAAAUUGCAAUAAACUGCCAUCCUCUCGCUAUCGAUCUCGCUGGGCAACACUGUGAACUACUCUUUAUGAACGUCAAAUACAACCAAAUCCGAUAACGUACUUACGUAAGAUUAGGGAGGCUUGUGUGACACUAAAAUGGACCAUGGCUUUGUCUCCCCCUUAUAACUCAACAUACUCCCCCCCACCUCCUCUCUUCCUUCCUCCAUCACCACCAUAGGUGGAAAUACUACCUGCUAUUGGUGUGUUUGUGUGUGUGUGUGUGUGUGUGUGUGUGUGUGUGUGUGUGUGUGUGUGUGUGUGUGUGUGUGUGUGUGUGUGUGUGUGCAUGUGUGUGUGUGUGUAUGUGUGUUUGAGUAUGUAAAAUCCCUUCCAAACGAUUUGUAAAUUUGAUUUGACUACUUUCUUUUAUAAAAAUGUAUAAUAAUAAUCUUGUGAAAUGGCCGCUGCUGGGAAGGAUUGGGGGGGAUUUGCAGUAGAAGCACAGAUACUGUCAGAAGAAAGCUGAAUGGAACUGGAUCUAUUAUUGGACCUUUUCACACCGUAUAAAGUUAUUAUUUUACGUAAGCAUGGGAGGGGGGGCUUUUAAUGGGAAGAUUUAAUGGUGCUCUAAGAGUUAAUGUGUGGAAGGCCUUUACUAUAUAUAAUUAACCACACUUUAAUACACUCCCAAUGGACUAGGAUGUGGAAGUUGAAGUACCGGAAGUCGUUUGGUCUUUGACUCAUUGCAGGGUUUGAGUUCUAGGUAAUAGGACAACUGUCACAUGGAUGGGUGCCUUACGCAGGGAGUCAUGUCAUUAGAAACAUGCGGCCAUCUUGGUUCCAUCUUGGCUAUAAAUUAAGUUCCCCCCACCCAGCUAGCAUUUAGAACCAAGAUGGCGUAAUGGUGAAAAGGCCCAUGACCAGUUAUCAGUGCUUGGUUGAAAGUGCUGCUAAUCCACACAACAAGGUUGACUGAGAAUGAGUUGACCUCCUCUUCAUCAAACUGAGAUCAGCUGUUUUGAACGUAAAAGGUGUCGUUUGAGACUGUGAUGCAGGGCGGAUGUUGAUGUUUGGACAAGGGAUUUGCUUCUUGUUGUAAUCAGAUUAGAUUAAAGGCAAUCGUUAUGAAGGCUCACAACAGAACCAAGCACCUUUUGGUUGUGUUUUUUUCUUUAGUUUUGUGAUGCGCAUUAAGAUGACUAAUGGUUUAGCCUUUCCACUUUGAAUUCCAGAUAGACUUUUGCUCUAUAUUCCCUAGUGCUUGGUGAUGUGUUAUUUAUUGUAUUUGCAUUCUCAAUGACAAAGCUACAUGCAUAAAUAAAUGUCUCAGUAUUAUUGAAA